UUUCACCAUGAAUCAGCUUCACUGUUGGAUCUCCUCAUUUGGGCUCCUGCUCUGCCUCACAGUCUGUACAUGUAGUCCCAUGAAUAUAUGGAGAAUUGAGGGUCAGGACGUCACUAUCCCAUGCAGGUAUAACUCACAUUAUCAUGGGACAUGCGAUGUAUGCUGGAUGAGAGGAAGCAUCCCAAGAAGUGGGUGUGGUAAUCAAAUCAUUUACGCAACUGGAAAAAACGUGGUGAUGCGAGGCAACAGGAGAUAUCAACUAAAUGGAAACCUGCAGAAGGGAGAUGCCUCUCUGACCAUUCUCAAUGCAAGAAUAAGUGACUCGGGAAAAUACGGCUGCCGGAUCCAUGUGCCUGGCUGGUUCAACGAUAUAAAAAUGGAGGUCUACUUGAUCAUUACGGAAGCACCAAAACCCUCCACCACUCUGAGACACAUAACUACUACGACACGCGUUCCUACACACGGACCUGUUUUAACAACACAAGAUGAUAUAAGCACCGUCCCAGAGCACGUGACCACUAGUCAUACAGGACCUGUUUUAACAACACAAGAUGAUAUAAGCACCGUCCCAGAGCACGUGACCACUAGUCACACAGAAACACAACAGACUUUUACCACACUGGAAUAUGUGACUACUACAACACACAUUCCUACCCAGAGACCUGAUUUAACAACACAAGAUGAGACAACCACCGCCCACGAGAUUGUGACCACUAAGCAUACGGAAACCCAACAGACCACUAGCACUCUGGGAUAUGUAACUACUGUGACACACAUUCCUACACAGGGACCCGUUUUAACAACACAAGAUGAGACCAGCACUGCCCCUGAACAUGUGACCGCUAAGCAUACAGGACCUGUUUUAACAACACAAGAUGAUAUAAGCACCGUCCCAGAGCACGUGACCACUAGUCACACAGAAACACAACAGACUUUUACCACACUGGAAUAUGUGACUACUACAACACACAUUCCUACCCAGAGACCUGAUUUAACAACACAAGAUGAGACAACCACCGCCCACGAGAUUGUGACCACUAAGCAUACGGAAACACAACAGACCACUAGCACUCUGGGAUAUGUAACUACUGUGACACACAUUCCUACACAGGGACCCGUUUUAACAACACAAGAUGAGACCAGCACUGCCCCUGAACAUGUGACCACUAAGCAUACAGGACCUGUUUUAACAACACAAGAUGAUAUAAGCACCGUCCCAGAGCACGUGACCACUAGUCACACAGGACCUGAUUUAACAACACAAGAUGAGACAACCACCGCCCACGAGAUUGUGACCACUAAGCAUACGGAAACCCAACAGACCACUAGCACUCUGGGAUAUGUAACUACUGUGACACACAUUCCUACACAGGGACCCGUUUUAACAACACAAGAUGAGACCAGCACUGCCCCUGAACAUGUGACCACUAAGCAUACAGUUGUGAUCGCGGAAAACGACAUUGAUGUAUCUUCUUCAGAAAAAGAAAUGCUUGUGAAUGAAGACCCAGGUGUGCUUCCUGCAAUCUUGGUGCCAGUUAUACUGAUUUUAGCGGUUUUGGGAAUCUCUGCUGUUUAUUUCAUAUCGAAGCAAAAAAGAAGAUUCAGGUCGACAAUAGAAUUGGCCAAGAACUCUUCUGUCAACUACAACAACUUGGACAGCAGCGUGACCCUGCCGAUAACGAACUUGUUUAAUAAUUAGACAUUGAUAAUGAAUAUGACCGAUGAUCAUUAUAUUACAUGGAAUUUACAUACAAAACACUGUACACGAAUUCGAUGUGUUAUAAAACACUGAGUUUUUACUUUUUUUUACUUUUUUAAAAUUACUCAUCAUUAAAAAAAUAUAUAAAAAAAAAAAAAUGAGCAAAAACUGAAAAAUACAAAAUAGCUGGCCACUGGAAAAAGAAAAAGCUGCAUGCAGUAGGACAUAAUAUACCAAAUGUUUAUCAGUUGCUUAGACCUUUGUUUGUGAAUGAACUAACCUGCUGAAAACGUUGUAUUUUGGAUCGCUAUAACUAUGACUAUGAUAUAAAUGUGAUGCUUCCUUUCCUUCCUUUACAAUUUUACGAUGGUUAUUUUAAGAUCAAACAUGUGUUGAAAUUUUUAAGACCAGAUGUGUUUUGAAAGUGAAAAAAACAACAACCAAUAAAGCAGCACUGAAUGUAAAAGAAGCUGAUGACAUAGCUUAACAUAACGUUGACGUCCUAAAAAGGUUUUUCUAAAACUUCUGCAAGAGGUUUAAUGCAUGGAAUAAACGGAUAAUUUGGUCA
Molecule: messenger RNA, 2267 nt
Organism: Ictalurus punctatus (channel catfish)
Lineage: Eukaryota; Metazoa; Chordata; Actinopteri; Siluriformes; Ictaluridae
Product: hepatitis A virus cellular receptor 1
Exons: 22
Coding region: 8-1699 (563 amino acids)
Source: RefSeq, a predicted model, not a curated record